Molecule: messenger RNA, 1454 nt
Organism: Penaeus vannamei (Pacific white shrimp)
Lineage: Eukaryota; Metazoa; Arthropoda; Malacostraca; Decapoda; Penaeidae
Source: RefSeq, a predicted model, not a curated record
UGGCAAUUCUGCCUACAGCACAGCUGACAGUCAAGGAGAAAGAGACAAUGCUGGCAGUAACCACGAGAGAGACGGAGUGGGAGGAUGUGCGUCCCAUACCUCGGUGCGGCACUCUCCCGAUGCGCUCUCGUCACAAUGACGAUGGCAGGGCCUGGCAGUUACUACUCGCCAGAGUUUGUGUUCAGUGAUCCAGCCCUGCAGACACCCUCCCCUAGUGGCCAGGGUCCCCAGCCCACUAUGCCUGCUGAAAUGAUGCCUGAGAUGGCUUUUCAGCGGCCAGAAGUGUACGAUGCACAGAUGCAGACAUUGCCUCAGUACUUGGCAUCUAACCUGUCGCAGCACCAGAACAUUAUUUCCCAGAUAUCCCAGCCACACCCUAGUCUUGGGCUGCCACCACACCACCCUGCUCCCCCAGCCACAGUACCUGCCUCCGUUUACACCCCAGGCUCAGUUACACUAUACAUAGAAGGGGAUAGAGAUGGUAGCCAGAUCUUGCAUUAAGGAACUUGUGCAUAUUUUGAAAAUGAAAUGACAGUCCUGUCAAUUUUGUAAAUUGACCUACUAUUUGUGUAUCACUAUUUUUUUAAAAACUUCUUUCAGUGUUUUAGUACUUUUUGAUUUUCUAAACAUUUGUAAUAGCACUUUACAGAAUUUUAUUUUAUGUGCAGGAUGACAUGUCAUACUGUUUGAUGGAUAGAUCUUUUGGGGGGGUUAUUUUGUAGGAAAACAGAUAACAUUAUUAAUGUAACUAGCAUUCAAGUGAUUUUAGAAUGGUAAAUAUCAAGUUCUUACAGUCCCCUCCAUUACCUUAUACAAUAACUUGUAUACAUAACUCAGGCUAAAUGUUGAUUUUUAUCAUUACACAUUUAAUUACUGAGCAUUUUUAAAUUCUUGUUAUCGUAAAACUUUUAAUUUUGUGAAAGGAGGGAAAGACUUACAUUGUAUGUAAAAACUUCAAAGUCUACAGUAUUUGUUUGUGCAAUAUGGUAUUGUUUUUUAACAUUUCCCCUCAAAGGGGGAAAGGGACAAAGUAGUUUUGUCAUUGUAAUUUUUAAAGAACUUCGAACCUCUGUUCAUCGAAAAUCAGUUUAGCACCAGGAUUUGAUGUACCAUGUAAGUGCUAUUCUUUAAUUCAGCUUUAACUUUUUAAAAUAUACCUUGUUGAUAUUACAGAUACCAUGAAUAGGUUCUUAUUUUGCUACAUUUUAUUGGAUUUAGAUAAAAUGAGAAAAAAUGUAAAAAAAAAACAUAGCACUUUGAGAUAGAUUGUGAUGUGUCAAACAUUUUUAAAGAUAGAAUAAUGUAGUAUUAUUUAUUUAUUUAUUUUUACUUUGAAAUUGUUAUUUUUUAUAUUAAUAGAAAAAAGGGCAAAUUUGACAUUUUCAAACAAUUAGAAAGAAAAUCAUUAUGCUAGUUAAAGCUUUGUAAAAACGAGAUAAAAGAAUUAUUUUUCA